AUGGAAUCAUCGAUAUUAUUCGGAGGAUUAAUAUUAGUAACACUUAUUUUAGGAUUAGGAAACGUAGCGGAAUGUAAAAAAAGUACACAAACGACACUCGGGACCGUGGGACAACCUCCCGGAGGAGGAUCGUCGGGAUCGAUCAAGGAAGAACCCGUUAUUGAAGAAGUUUCGGCAAAACAAUUAGAAAAAAUACUUAACGAAAAGGAUUACGUGGCCGUGUUUUGGUACACGAGAAGUUGUCACACGUGCGAUAAAGUUCUAGAAGAAUUAGAAAAAAUAGAUGAUGACACGGAUCAUUUUGGAGUCGAUUUUGUUAAAAUCAACGACAAGAGAUUGGCCAAACAAUUCGGUAUUAAAAAUUUUCCAGCUCUCACUUAUUUCAGGGAAAAAGAACCCAUCAUCUAUGAAGGUGAUUUGAUGGACGAAGAAAACGUUUUGGAUUUUUUAACAAGUUUAGAAGCCAUGGAUUUACCGGAUAGAAUUGAAGAAGUCAAUGCUAAAAUAUUAGAAAAAAUUAUUGAAGAUUCCGACUACGUAGCAGUUUUAUUUUGUCCGAGUUCGGAGACCUGCCCGGCAACAGGCACAGUGAAACCGGAAUGCAAAAGGUGUACGAAAGCGUUACAAGAACUUGAAAACAUCGACGACGAAGCAGACGAAUUGGGAAUAGGUUUCGUUAAAAUAAUGGAUGCACAAUUGGCAGAAGAAUAUAAUUUGGGAGAAUUACCCAAACUUGUUUACUACAGGAAUCAAAUACCCAUCAUUUACGAAAAUGAAUUGACGAGAGAAGAAGAUGUUUUGGAAUGGCUCGUUCAAAAUAAAUCAACCGGUGAUGAAGAAGAUGUCAUCGAAGACGUAACGGUCAAAACAUUAAACACGUUAAUUGAUAACAUUGAUAAUUUAGUUGUUCUCUUUUAUGACGAAGACGACGAAGAAUCCAUGACGAUAAUAACGGAAUUGGAAAAAAUCGACGAUGAUUGCGAUAAACACGGCAUACAAUUUGUUAAAAUCAACGAUCCGAAAGCAGCGGAAGAAUUCGGAAUAGAUAAAACUCCAGCAUUGGUUUAUUUCGAAAAAGAAAUCCCGAAUUUAUACGAUGGAGAUUUGGAAAACGAAGAUGAAAUAUUAGAAUGGCUCGUGUCGCAAUUGGAAAGCGACGAAAUCGAAGAUGUAACCGAUGAAAUGUUGGAUAAAUUAAUAAAAGAUGGUAAAACCGUCGCCGUACUUUUUUAUGAUAAUAACGAUAGAAAAUCUCAAAGGGUUUUGGGUGAACUUGAAAACAUUGAUGACGAAUGCGACAAACUCGGUAUUGCUUUCGUGAAAAUAGACAACGACGAAGAAGCACGAGAAUACGGUUUGGAUAAAAUCCCGGCUUUGUUAUAUUUCGAAAAUGGCGUUCCACUUUUAUUCGAAGGUAAUUUAGAAGAAGAAGAAAAAGUACUCGAAUGGUUGGAACAUCAACGUGCAACGGAUGAAAUCGAAGAUGUCACCGAUGAAAUGUUGGAUAUAUUAAUAGAGAAAAAAACACACGUCGCAGUUUUGUUUUAUGACAAAGAUCAAAGAGAGAGUAAAAAAGUUUUGGAAGAAUUGGAAAAUAUAGACGACGAUUGCGAUCGUAAUAAUAUUGCUUUCGUUAAAAUUGACAACGAUGACGAAGCUAAAGAAUACGGGAUUGAUGAAUUACCAACUUUGGUGUUUUUCGAAAAACGCAUACCACACAUUUACGACGGUGAUCUAACGAAAGAAGAUGAUUUGUUAAAAUGGUUGAUUUUUCAAAAGAAACACAGCGAAAUACCGGAUGUGACAAACGAAAUGAUGGAUAAACUAUUGGAAAACACGCCGUAUUUGGUCGUUUUAUUUUAUGACAAAGACGAUAAUCAAGAUAAGAAAAUUUUAAACGAAUUGGAAAACAUCGACGACGAUUUGGAAAAAGAAGGGAUCGUCAUUGUUAAAAUGGACGACGAUAAAGAAACAAAAGAAUUUGGUAUCGAUGAUCUUCCGGCUCUUGUUUAUUUCGAAAAUAAACUUCCGGCCAUUUACGAAGGUGAUUUAUUUAACGAAGAUGAAGUUUUAAAAUGGCUCGUGGAACAAAAAAAUACGGCGACGAUAGAAGAGGUAACCGAUGAAAUAUUAGAAAAUUUAAUAUCCGAAUACGAAUACGUCGUCGUGUAUUUCAGUGGCCCGUGCGAAGAAGACGAAGAUUGCGACAAAACAUUAGACGAACUUGAAAACAUUGAUGAUGAAUUAGACGAAAAUGGUAUAGUUUUCGUGACGACAGAAGAUACGGGAUUGGCUAAAAAACACGGUGUUAAAUCAUAUCCGGCAUUGGCAUUUUUCAGAAAUAAAAUCCCACUUUUUUUCAAAGGGGAUCUUCGAGACGAAGAUGAAGUAUUAGCAUGGCUCACGGAUGAAGACACGUUGGAAAUCCCUGGUAAAAUCGAAGAAGUCAAUACGAAAAUGUUGGAUAAAAUUAUUGCGGAAAGACCAUUGGUCGUUGUUUUCUUCUAUUCGGAAAACGAUAAGAAAAGUCAAAAAAUAAUCAACGAAUUGGAAAACAUUGAUGACGAAUGCGAAGAAAAAGAUGUUACCUUUGUUAAAAUCUCCGAUAAAAAUAUAAAACAAGAAUACGAUCUUCCAAAAUUACCCUGCUUAGGUUUUUAUCGUAAAAAAUUUCGUACCCUUUUCGAUGGUGAUUUAAUGAACGAAGAAUCCAUACUGGAAUGGGUAUUGGAUUUACACGAUAAAUCUCCAGACGUCAUUGAAAACGUCGAUAGGAAAACAUUGCAAAUGUUGAUCGAUGACGUCGAACAUUUGGCCGUUUUUUUCUAUGAUGAUUCUAAAAAAUCCAGCGCCGUUUUAGAAGAGCUCGAAACGAUUGAUGACGAUGCGGAAAAACAUGGUAUACAAUUUGUUAAAUCGAACGAUGGUAAAUUGGCAUCCGAAAUUGGAAUUUUUAGUUUUCCAGCUUUGGUUUAUUACGAAACCGGAGUACCCAUCAUGUACGAUGGUAAUCUUAAGAACGAAGAAAAAGUUUUGGAAUGGUUAAUCGAACAGAAAAUUAAACCUUUAAAAACAAAAAAAAACGUUGAGGAUGAUAAAGUCAGCGCUGAGAAAAUAAUAAAAGCGUAUAAGAUGUUGAAAUUUUUAAGAGAGAAAAAAAUGACCGCAAACGAUGACGUCAAUGAUGAUGAUGACGUAAAACGUCAAAAUGAUAAAAUAAAAUUCAUAUCGAAAUCAUUUAACGAUUUAAAUAACGAUAAUGAUAAUAAAGGUUUAACGAGUAAAUCAGGCGAUACCUGUUUCAUCAUUGGGCUGGGAGACAAGACCGCGGUACCUAAAAAUUCAUACGAACCAUACAAAUGCUGUCCUACGAGCGUCAAGACGGAUACAAGAGUAGCAAAAGCAACGAAAGAUCAUCAUCAUCAUCAUCAUACUACAUCCGUCGCGAAGAAAGAUUCAUCAUCGACGAAUCAUCAAGACAAAAAUUAUUUAAGAAAAACCGGAAACACUAAUAAUAAUAAUAAUAAUAAUUUAAUGAAAGGGAAAAAAGGAUCAGCGGGGGGUGGUGAUAUAUUAAACGAAGAUGAAGUAUUGAAUUGGAUGAUUAAGCAAAAAGAAGAUGAAAGCAUAGAAGAAGUAACACGUUCGAAACUUUUCGAAUAUAUCGAAAGAAAAGAAUUUCUCGCCGUUGUUUUCUAUAAAGAAAACGACGAGGAAAGUUUAAAAAUAUUACGACAUAUUGAAUUGAUCGACGACGAAGCUGCUGAAUAUGGUAUAAGAGUCGUCAAAUGUCACGAUUUGCUCAUGGCUAAGAAAUACGGGUAUAGAAAUCCACCGGGGAUAACGUAUUUUCGUAAAGGUAAAGCCAUCAAUUACGACGGCGACAUUGACGACGAGGAAGAAGUGUUGGAUUGGUUAUCACAUCCGGAAAAUAUGGAAUUGACGGAUCACAUUGAAAAAGUCAAUAAGAAAAUGUUUGAUAAAAUAAGAUUGACGUCCGAUUACACGGCUGUUUUUUUCUAUAGUAACGAAUGUAAACAAUGCGAUAGAGUUUUGAUGGAGUUGGAACACAUUGACGACGAUGCAGCGAACGCGGGUAUUAAAUUCGUUAAAAUAAACGAUAAGAAAAUGGCGAAGGAAAUGGGAAUUUUCGCACUUCCGGCCGUUGCCUUUUAUAAAAUGGGAUCCAAAGAACCUGUCAUUUAUGCAGGGGAUUUAUACGACGAAGAACAAAUAUUACAAUGGCUUCUAACUCAAAAAGAUCCAUCGGGGGAUGCGAUAGAAGAAUUAGAUGGUGAAAAUUUAAAAAAAAUCAUUCGAGAUUCUGAUUAUUUGGCCGUUUAUUUCUGUAGCGAAAACUGUGGUCAAUGUCAAAUUAUAGUCGAAGAAUUAGAAAAUAUUGAUGAUGAUUGCGACAGACAUGGAAUACAAUUUGUUAAAACACAAGAUUUAGAAGUUGCUAAAGAAUUUGGAGUCAUUGAAUUUCCAUCCCUCGUUUAUUUCGAAAAAGGAGUACCGAACGUUUUCGAAGGGGAUUUAAUGGAAGAAGAAGAAGUUUUGCAAUGGCUUAUAACGCAGAAGACUGAAGAUAGAAUAGAAUUAAUAACAAGAGUCAUGCUCGAAGAUAUGGUACAAGAAACGCAAUAUUUAGCCGUUUAUUUCUAUAAAUUAAAUUGUCACAUAUGUGAUGAACUUCUAGAAGGUUUAGAAAAUAUCGAUGAUGAAUGUGAUGUUUUUGGAAUACAUUUGGUUAAAAUUCAAGAUCCGCCAUUGGCUAAAAGAUACGGUAUAAAAACAUUUCCAGCAUUAGUUUAUUUUAGAAAUGGUAAUCCAUUGCUUUACGAAGGUGAUUUACAAAAUGAAGAAGCAGUUUUAGAAUGGUUGAUUGAUGAUGAUAAUAGAGAAUUAGCUGAUGAAAUAGAACAAGUUAAUAGUAGAAUGCUUGAAAGACUGUUGGACGAAUCUGCAUUUCUCGCCGUUUUCAUGUAUGAUGAAGACGAUUGUCCCGAUUGCGAAGAAAUACUGAACGCCCUUGAAAAAAUAGACGGUGAAGCUGAUCAAUAUGGAAUAGACAUGGUUAAGAUAUCAGAUGAAGAAGUGGCAUCGAAAUACAAUGUUGCCAACACUCCCGCACUAGUUUAUUUCCGUAAAAGAGCACCGUUGAUUUACGACGGUGAUCUUUUAGAUUAUGGUAAAAUAUUAACGUGGUUGACGUCACUCGAUGUUUUCGAUAAUAAAAAUGAAAUCGAAGAAGUCAAUAAGAAAAUGUUGGAUAAAUUACUUGACGAAAAUGAAUUUUUAGCCGUUUAUUUUUAUGAAUUAGAUAGUUUGGAAAGUGUUAAAGUAACGGAAAUAUUAGAAGAAAUAGAUGGAGAAAUAAAUAACAUCGAUAUAACGUUUGUCAAAAUGGCGGAUCCGAGAUAUGCAAGAAAAUGGGGAGUCACUAAAUUACCAUCAAUUGUUUUUUUCAGAAAAAGAUUUCCCAGUAUUUAUAGAGGUGGAGAAUUUCAAAAGGGAAAAGAUGUUUUAGAAUGGUUGAGAAAAAAUCGUUAUAGAGCUCCUGAAUUGAGUUUAUUCAUGUACAUUCUUAUUGCCAUCGUUAUUGCUUUUGUUUUGUACACAGCUUUCUUGUUAAAUUUUUUCAGGCCAGUUAAACAAGCGUGA
Molecule: messenger RNA, 5664 nt
Organism: Pediculus humanus corporis (human body louse)
Lineage: Eukaryota; Metazoa; Arthropoda; Insecta; Psocodea; Pediculidae
Exons: 30
Coding region: 1-5664 (1887 amino acids)
Source: RefSeq, a predicted model, not a curated record